Molecule: messenger RNA, 1284 nt
Organism: Exophiala bonariae
Lineage: Eukaryota; Fungi; Ascomycota; Eurotiomycetes; Chaetothyriales; Herpotrichiellaceae
Exons: 1
Coding region: 1-1284 (427 amino acids)
Molecular function (GO): 2-oxoglutarate-dependent dioxygenase activity
Source: RefSeq, a predicted model, not a curated record
AUGGACCAUGACACUGCAGCGACUACUCUGAUCCAGCUGAUCGAAGACUACCACGACUACAAUACAGGCGGGAUCUGCGAGUAUGCAUACCCCACAGCCGUCGAAUUCAGCAAGCAAGUCAGUCGAGGAAGACCAUGUGUAUAUAACGUGCGCAGGAGAAACGCUCAAGACGCCGAAGUUCCACGCCACAUGAAGGCGGCGUCAGACCUGGCGGAUGCCGAACGGAAGACGAUUCUGUCAUGCCAGGCUUUCUCAUGGACGGCACAGUCUCUAUGUGCGAAAGUUCCAGGUCAGGUGGAGGUUGCUGUGACGCCGGAUGGGCGGGCGGAUGCGCUUUACAGGCUGCCGUGUCGACGUCGAGGUCACGGCCAGGAUGGUCGGAUGAGUGGUGGCGAGCAGGACGAGAGCGAGCGUGAAGGCGAAGAGGAACGGGAACAAGUCUUCGUGCAGCCCGCCACAACGGACAUGAGUCUCUCAAGUCUCUUGGAGAUACUGCAGCCUUCGCCAUACGCUGAAGAGAAGACGCGAGAAAGCGAGACGCCGUCCACGAGCACGCCGGUCUACUAUCUCCAAUCGCAAAACAGUAAUCUCACCAGCACCCCUCUUACGCCACUACUUGAAGACCUCCCCUCGAAUCUGCCGUUCGCCAUACCGAUACUGGGCGAGCCCGAGGCGACCAACAUCUGGAUCGGCGACGAUCGAUCCGUGACCAGCACGCACCGAGAUCCCUACGAGAACCUGUACCUCGUGCUCCGCGGUACUAAGACCUUCACCCUAUAUGCACCGGUCGAGGAAAUGUGCUUACACUCGAAGAUGGUGAGGACUGGGAGACUUGUUCGGGAGAAGGCGAAACAGGGUCAGGAUGAUGAAUUCAGAAUUGAAAUGGACAGGUCCACGUCUUUUCCUGAUGAUGACAAUGAGUCUGGUGAGUCGGAGGGACGAGAUGGUCGCAUCCCUUGGAUUCCCAUAUCCCCAUUGUUGUCGCGAACAUAUCUGAAUAGUGUCUUUCCCUACUAUAAACAUGCAAGACCCCAGACUGUCAAGGUUGAAGCAGGACAGAUGUUGUACCUACCGUCAGGCUGGUUUCAUCACGUGAGGCAGGAUUGUGGGACUUGGGAUGAUGGAUCAAGAGCACCCUGUAUCGCGGUGAAUUAUUGGUUUGAUAUGGACUAUGAAGGAGAGAGAUUCGUCGUGAGGCAGAUGAUAGGGAAGUUAGCCGACACAGUAAGAGAUUCAAGCUGUUCAAGCUGGGGGAUUCAAAAUGGAGAUCAAACAUCGCAUUAA